AGCUCCAGGACUCAAACAUCAUUUCACAAACCACAGCCCAAACCUUGACUCUGUUCGAAGUCGGUCUUAUCUUGAAAGCUCCUACCCCAUACACUCCCUUUCGAAUCCGACAAGAUGGUGGGCAAGAAAUCGGGGAAGGCGCUCUUGCGCGAGGAAGGACUCCAACGUACAGACAACAACAUGAAGCAAUCGAGUUGGCCAGAAGUGCCAAUGAUCAACCAGAAGAAUUACUACACGGAGUACAUGAAGCGGGAUGAUCAGAUCCUCCCAUUCCGCCUCCAAAAUGACGCCAAUCGGGAUAGAAUGAUCCGCAACGCCAAAGACAGAGACCGAGAACUCGCACGCACAGGAACCACCGACGUCCCAAUCCCCACCAACGCCGACGGCGACGAAGAUGGAGAUGAGGCAGGCGACGGGGCGGACUUCUCCAAGAUCAUUGUCAUCCACCCUGGCAGUCAGAACCUCAGGAUAGGUCUCGCGAGCGAUGCCCUGCCCAAGAGCAUUCCUAUGAACAUAGCCUGUAAAUGGAAGGAAAGCGAGUCGCAGGAGUACGAAGCGCGGCCAAAACGCCAGAAGUUAGAUGGUACGCCAGAACAGCUCUUUGGAGAGGAGUUCUCGAAGAGGAUUACGAAGAUGGCGAAUGCGCUGAAGGUUGACAUGCGCGCAAAUAAGUUCAAGGUUCUGCCGAACUCGAAGGAACUGGUUAUCAACUUCAAUCGACGGGCUGUGCCUGAGAAGAUUCCGGAACAUAAUGAUCCUAUUCGGAUUGAGUGGACGGAUGUCGCGAAGGAUGAUAAGAGUACGGCUUCGUACUUUACUGGUAUGGAGGCUCUGAGGAUUCCGGACGACUCCGAUCCUCCUUACAAGAUGUUUUGGCCAAUCCAGCAAGGAUGGUUUCACGAAAACGAUUACCUGACCAAAGAGCACUUGUUUGAUGACUUUGAAGCUGUCGUAGAAUCAGCCAUACGGAAGGAGCUCGGCUUGACACAUAGCUUGGAGUGGGAGCAAAUGAGUUGCGUUAUUGUCAUACCGGACCUAUACGACAAACGAUAUGUUGAACAAAUUCUGGAGAUGUGUAUGACUGGAUUUGGAUUUAAGCAAGUUGCUUUCGUCCAGGAAAGUUUAGCCGGGACCUACGGUGCUGGUUAUACCAGUGCUUGUAUUGUUGAUAUUGGGGCUCAGAAGACUUCCAUAUGCUGUGUCGAGGAUGGCAUGUGCAUUGAAGAUUCGAGAAUCAACCUGAAGCAGGGUGGCGCCGAUGUCACGGACACCUUCAUAAAAAUGAUGCUACACGAUCACUUCCCAUACUCCGAUAUCAAUCUCAAGCGCAGAUAUGAUUUCUUGCUUGCCGAGGAGCUCAAAAUAAGUUACUGCACACUUAACUAUUCCGAAAUUGCAGGUCGAACGCACGACUUCCAUCUUCGGGUUCCGAAUCAGCCAACACACAAGUACCAAUUUAAGACGUAUGACGAAGUCAUCAUGGCUCCCAUGGGUUUCUGGGAUCCAUCCCUGUUCGAUAAUAGCCAUAAACUGGUUGGUCGUCGAAAGUUCAUUGACCGUUCAUACAAUGCGUAUGAUGUCGACAUUCCAGAUGACCCUUCAUCUGCAGCCCAGCUUGCCAUAUUGACUAGCAUCAAGCCCUCAAUCGCCACGACAGCAAACGGAUUCUCCAUGAAUGGCAAUGCUGAACUAGCCACUCCAUCCAAGGAGAAGCCCAAUCCGUUUCUCUCCCGUAUGGAGAGCGAAACCAACGGCUAUUCCCGUGUCACCUCAGCAGCCGGAUCCCCAGCACCAGAAGGAGCAAAUACUCCCAUCCCAUCCGGCCCGGUCGUAUUCGGCGGGAACGGUACAAACGGCGGCUCUCCAGGGCCAAGCGGUAAUCCCUAUCAAUUUGGGAACGGAACUCACAACAGCGGUACUCCAAUCCCCCCUGGAAUGUUCGUCGACCAACACGCUCGCACUCAAAAAGAUCUCGCCAUCGAGCGUGACUCAAUCCUUCCCAUCGCCCCUCUCGACCAAGCCAUCCUUACAAGCAUCACGCACGCCGCUCGUGGCGACGAGAAGAAACUGCGUGACUUCGCUGGCGGUAUUAUGGUUAUUGGCGGCGGAUCCAAAACACCUGGCUUCGGACCAUUCCUCGAGGAGAAACUCAAAGCUAAGAGACCUGAUCUCGCUGAGAAGCUGCUCGUGGGCUCGGCACCUAGGGAUAUGGAUGGGCAGGUUGUGGUCUGGAAGGGAGCUAGUGUUUAUGCGAGGAUGACGACGCAUGAGAGUUGGAUGGGAAGGUUGGAGUAUGAGAGGUUGGGGAGUCGGGUCUUGCAUCAUAAGGUUCUGUGGAACUACUGAUGGAGAUGCAAAAACUUGAUGUUUGGACUGAUGGGAGGAUGUGAGGUUCUCUUGGGAUCUAGGCGUUGGUUAGUUGGUAUGAAUCACAUACAUGCAUGCAUGGCGUUUUAGGGCGAAAAGCGGUAUCUUUGAUAAGGAUGGGUGGAUCAGGCGUUUGGAGCUGGAAUGGGAAAUUCAAAUCAGAUGUAGGGACUGGACUGUUGGAUGGACAUGUAAAAUUUAUCAUUGGCGGAAAAGUUUGGGGCGAGAGAAACAAGUUUAGAUGUGUGGAUCGAGAUGAAAAGUUAGGAAUAGCUACAGCAUUGUCUAAGUAACAGAGUCUAGGUAGUUAGCAGAAGCAAUGAAUAGACAUGAGAUAUCUCCAGCCUA
Molecule: messenger RNA, 2715 nt
Organism: Cadophora gregata
Lineage: Eukaryota; Fungi; Ascomycota; Leotiomycetes; Helotiales; Ploettnerulaceae
Gene: ARP8
Product: actin-like protein arp8
Exons: 3
Coding region: 115-2346 (743 amino acids)
Biological process (GO): double-strand break repair; regulation of DNA-templated transcription
Cellular component (GO): Ino80 complex
Source: RefSeq, a predicted model, not a curated record